Messenger RNA from Aspergillus alliaceus, 1992 nucleotides. Its product is annotated as putative C6 transcription factor. NCBI's taxonomy places the organism in Eukaryota, Fungi, Ascomycota, Eurotiomycetes, Eurotiales, Aspergillaceae. Gene Ontology annotation, biological process: DNA-templated transcription; positive regulation of transcription from RNA polymerase II promoter by galactose. Gene Ontology annotation, cellular component: nucleus. The transcript is spliced from 8 exons. Gene Ontology annotation, molecular function: zinc ion binding; DNA-binding transcription factor activity, RNA polymerase II-specific; RNA polymerase II cis-regulatory region sequence-specific DNA binding. The coding region runs from base 1 to 1992 and encodes 663 amino acids. The record is from RefSeq and is a predicted model, not a curated record.
AUGUCUAAUGCACACGUACAGCGUUCCUCAGCUGUUACGGCAGAGUCUCAAAGUCUAGAACGGCCGAACAGACUGCUGGGCCGGAAGCGAAAGAGGGUCUCAGUAGCAUGUCGAAGCUGUCGAGUCCGCAAAUCCCGCUGCGAUGGGGCGCAACCAUGCUCGACCUGUGAGGAUACGGAGACCGAGUGUAUGUACGAACAGGCCCACAGCAGGCCUGCCGUAGAGACCGUAACCGAUCGCGUGGAACAGCGACUGCUGGCAAUCGAGCAGAAGUUGCAGCGUUUAGGACAGGAGGCACGCGUUGACUGGUCCCCAGAGGCUGCCACAUCUAUUCCACCUAACGGAAAGUUGACACUAGAUGAUGGCGUAGAUGGCAUGGGUGCCGUAAUGUUGGAGGACGAAGGGGAAGAAAGUGAAUACUUCGGGAAUUCUUCCAACGUGUCGUUUUUGCGCUUCAUUAUUCAUGCCACGAGCCACUGUGUUACUCGGGGAGACGGCCCCUCUAACCUCACCCAGGAUAGCACAGACGCUACCGGUGGGCCAAGGGACGACGAUUUCGAUGGCUUCUUACAAAGGCCCCCGGAUGAGAGCCCUAGCAGCUUGAGUGCUGAUCGAGGGGUCGUGGAACGCUUCUCAUUCCCCCCGCCGGCGGAAGCAGACGGCCUGUUGCAGAUUUACUUUACCACGGUCAACCUGAUGAUGCCAUGCAUUCAUGAAGCAUCGUUUCUAGGUACCUACAGGAAGAUGCGUAACAAUGAACUGCCAGACAUAAGACGGUCCUGGUUAGGCGUCUUGAAUAUCAUUUUUGCCAUUGCUACUAACUUGACGACGGCGACGACCCCCACCAGUGAACGCGCCACCCGCUCGCGUAUGUACUUUGAACGCGCGAUGGAGGUGACGAAGUCUGAUAUCGUGGGACGGGUUUCCCUGGAAUUAGAGCUUUUCUUCCUGUUGGUGUACUCGUAUCUGGAAGGGACAACGUCAGCGUCCCUGGCAUGGACAUUCCAUAGCCUCGCUGUCAAAGGGGCCUACCAACUAGGUCUUCAUGGCAUAUCUUCAAAAGGAUUGUCACAAAUCGACCAAGAGCUGCGACGAAGGCUGUGGUACUGGUGUGUGAUGAACGACCGAUUGCUCAGUGCGUCGUAUGGCCGGCCGCCGCUCAUUCCACUCUCCCACGCCAGGAUCAAUAAACUAGUACAUCUUCCGUUUAACAACGUUCCCAGCGGCGUGAUAAUGUCUAGCAUUGAGUACUUCGACGCGCUGAUGUCCUUAACCCACAUCGUUGGAGGCGCUGUGGACAAGUUGUACGACCAGAAUCUGGGCUCUCAAAUCCAGUUGCCGAUCAACGAAGUCGUAGAACGAAUUAACCGUCUGACCUGGCAGCUCGCUACAUGGCAGGAUGGCUUACCCGCAUGCCUCAGCAUCAUUACCUCCCAAGACAUAUUGGAGGACGUCCCUCUGACAAUUGGAACCCCUCGAUUACGCGUUUUACUUUCUCUUCGCUACUUGGGCACUCGUAUACUUAUCCUAAGACCGAUUCUGCCCAUCCUAUUGGAUCUCUCGAAAAUCGCCGCCCUGGACGUCCAGCAGUCAAUGUGGGUCCAUGGUCCUGGCUCACUCCUCCUAGCCGACCUGAUACGAGCGAUCAGCGAUAUCUUGCGAGUCAGCGAGAAUAUCCUAGCCGGGGCGAAAAAAGAUCAGAAUUUAUUGGGGGCAUGGUGGUUUUCGUGUUAUUAUACCUUCAAUGCCUCUCUUGCUACCAUUGGUGUCCUGCUAACUAAACGUGUCUCCGCAUUUCCUGAUAGGCUACCGGACGUGUCUUAUGCCCACGUGCGAUCAUUGUUGGACUCUGCCAAGGACAUACUCCGUGGCCUGGGGAACUCUAAUAGAACAGUAGUGCGAUGUCACAAUAUCCUGACGAAAUUGCUGACUUCAUUUGACCUAGAAGGUAAUACAUUCAUGAUCCACUCCAUUGGAGAUAGAUGGACCUAA